AUGCCACCAAAGAAAAACAAUCAACCUAAAAUAACUGCCUUUAUUUCAAAAAAGUCUUCUUCAACUAAUGAAUCAUCUUCCGAAGAGCCUUUAAAACUGUCAGAUCUACUACCACCAUCAUUAGCUUCAUUUGCAUCAUCAUCAUUAAUAGAACAAUCAAAGGAACAUCAUCAUGGAGAACAUAUACAAAUUGCAACAGAACAUCAAGAAACCUUUCAACCACCACCAUCAUCAUCAUUCUUAUCUGGAACACCAGGAUUAUCUUUACCUAAUAAUGAUGGUUCUUUAUUGUCACUAUUUGGAGGAGAAUACUUGACUGAAAUCAUUCCAAUUGAACAAGAUAAUCAACAUCAUCCAACAACACUUUUUGAAACUAAUAUUUCAAAAUCAUUGGAAAAUCAGAAUGCUCCAUUAAAUAUUAGUGAUCUUAUGAUGGAUGAUUUACAUAUUGGUGGAAUUGGUAGUGGAGUUGAUUCAACCCCAAGUUUGGAUGAAUUAAAGAAUCUUGAUAUUGGAAAAUAUAUUGAAGAACAAACAGGUUCAGCUACAAAUCAAGUACAAACAGCAAUGCAAAUUUGUAACAUUUUCAGAGAACCUGGUAAUCAACAAAAUUCAGAAUUGUUAAAACAAGCAACAAGUUCCUUGAUAGAUCAACAAGAAAAUGAAAGUGAUGAUGAUGAUAAUAGAAGUGUAAUGACAGAAUCAUCUCAAGUAACAUCUGAAAAUUAUAAAGGAGAUGAUUUUGAUGAAAUUUAUGGACCAGAUGAGGGUGAAGGAGAUUAUGAUUAUUUGGAUGAUAUCUUGAAAGGAAUGUUAAAAAGAAAAAAGAGAAAGAGAGCAAUGAAAUCUAAAAAAACUAGGAAAAAGAAGGAAGACAAAAUACCAAAAGAGGUUAAAGAAAUGUUAGGUGAAGCAAAUCUUGAAUUUAUUGGUGCAAAUUUUUCAAAAGCAGUUCAAAUUUUAUUAGAAGUUAUUCGUGUUUGUCCAAAUAUUUCUGAUCCAUAUCAUACACUGGGUCUUAUUUAUGAAGAAUUGGGUAUUUUAGAUAAGGCAACUGAUUUUUAUUUAAUUGCUGGUUUACUUUCACCAACAAAUUUAGAGUUUUGGAAUAGACUUUCAGAAUUAUGCAUCUCAACAAACAAACUUCAACUUGCUGCUUAUUGUUUGAGAAGAAUUUACUUAAUUGAUCCAAAGAAUUAUAACGCAAGAAUCAAACAAUGUGAACUUUUCAUGAUACUUAAUCAACCACAAAGAGCCAUUAAUGGAUACAAAUCACUUUUGAAACAAUUUCCUGGUGAUGUUCCAGUUGUAAUGUCAUUGGCAAAGAUUUACUAUGAACUUAAUAGAGUUUUUGAUGCUAUUGAUGUUUUACAAGAGGCAAUUUCUAGAGAUGAACAACGUGUAGAUUUAACUCUAGUGAACAUGCUCGCAGAGUUAUUCAUCAAUGAAGGUUGGUAUGAAAAGGCUGUCAAACUUAUUGAAAGAAUUAGUGUUCAACAAAAUUGUCCAAUUGAAAUUAUGCCACCUGAUAUUUCUUCAAAAUAUGCAAUUUCUCAAACCUAUUUAGGAAAGCUUUCUAAUGAAAAAGUUGAAAGUAUUUUUGAAGAUAUUUUAAAAUCACCUGUUGCAGAAUUUGGUGAUUUAUUUUUCAGUAUUGCAGAAAUGUAUUACGUUGUCAAUGAAUUUAGGAAAGCACUUAAUGUUUACUCACUACUUACAACAAGUGAAGUUUAUAAUAAGGCAUCAAUUUGGUUAAGAAUUGCUGAAUGUUACAAAUCUUUGAAUGAAGUUGAUGAAUCAAUCAAGUAUUGUGAAAUGGUUCUCCAUGUAAUUCCUGACAAUGUUGAAGCUAGAAUAUUAUUGAGUGAAAUUUAUAAGGAUAUUGGUGAUAUUCAAAAGGCUGUUGAUGUUCUUGAACAUUCUGGUAGUGAAAGAGCAAAGAAAGAUUUGGCCUCUCUCAGAAAAUCAUUUGACAAGUCUAGUAAUGGUAACGAUGAUGAUUACAACAGUGAUGAUGAUGAUAGUGAUAAAGAGGGAGACUAUUCAUCUGAUGAAGAUACAGAACAAGAGAAGGAUCCAGAUUUUAACCCUGAAGAUAUAGAACCAAGUGAUGAUGACAUUAAUUUACCUGACGAUAUGGAAGAUGAAAAAACUGAGGAACAAAAUAGAACUGAAAAAGUUAAAGAUAUUAGAAUUAUGGUUAAGAAAGCUUGGAUUUUACAUUCGACUGGACAACAUGAGGAAUUUAUCAAAACUGCUCUUCCAGUAGUUUUGAGUAUUCUUGAUCUUGAUCAGGAAAAUCCAGAAUGGAUGAAAGAAUUAGGAAAGAGGAAGAAACGUAUCAUUCUCAAUUAUGAUAUUGGUCUCAAGAGACAAAGAAAAAAGAUUGUUGAUGUAUCUAAGGAAGAUGGUUGGACAUGGACUGAAGCAUUAAGUGCUAUGGGAGAUUAUAAUCUUUAUACUUUUAUUGUUGCUCUGUGUAAAGUAUUGGCAUAUUGUCAACAGAAUGAGGAAUGUUUAAGAAUAUUAUCAGUUUUACUUUUAAAUUCAAGAUCCACAAGAAAAAAGUUUACAUUCAAAUCACAUGAAGAAAAACAAAGAAAGAGGCAACAUUUAAGAUAUUUAUAUGUUGCUGUUUCGUAUAAUAGUGGAUUUUACAAACGUGCCUAUAAUGCAAUUCGUCCAAUUAUUUCAGACAAACCAUACAGCAUACCAUUACUUAAUCUUUUCAAUAAGAUUACAACUAGAGUUGGUAAUAUUUUAGCAAAUCAUGGUUUCAUGUUAAGAUUAUUGGACAAACAUCCACAAUCAGUUCCAUUAAUGCUCCUGGUUGGUCAUAAUUGUGCUAUGAGUGGAAGUCACAAAUUAGCUAUUGGUGAAUAUUUUAGAGCUUAUAGAUUUAUGCCAAAUGAACCAAUAAUUAGUUUGUGUCUAGGAUUGAGUUAUCUCAAUUUAGUUAUGAAUAGAAGAACUGCUAAUAGAAAUCUUCAUGUCAUGCAAGCAUUCACAUUCCUGUAUAGAUAUUUUGAAUUACGAGAGGGAAAUCAAGAAGCUCACUUUAAUUUGGCUCGUGCAUAUCAUCAACUUCGUUUAUAUCAUUUAGCAACACCUUAUUAUAAGAAAGUACUUGAAUUAUCUGAUUCUGGUAAAAUUCAACCUGAUUCUGAUUUGAAGAGAGAAGCUGCUUAUAAUUUAUCAUUAAUUUAUAAGGAAUCGAGUAAUUAUUCACUUGUAGAAUAUUUAACUGAAAAGUAUUUGACAAUUUAAAUAAAUUUCAAUAAGAAUUGAUUGGAAAA
This is a messenger RNA of Naegleria gruberi, 3296 nucleotides long. Its product is annotated as transcription factor IIIC-gamma subunit. The transcript has a single exon. Gene Ontology annotation, molecular function: protein binding. The record is from RefSeq and is a predicted model, not a curated record. Gene Ontology annotation, biological process: transcription by RNA polymerase III. Gene Ontology annotation, cellular component: transcription factor TFIIIC complex. Lineage: Eukaryota; Heterolobosea; Eutetramitea; Acrasida; Naegleriidae. Bases 1 to 3267 code for a protein of 1088 amino acids.